UUUGUGUCUCCGGCAUCUUGGCAGUGGACGGUGUUCUUUUCCCCCCAGGAGGGGCUGUCUGCUCUCAUUUGUUGUAAUUUUACUUUUGUUGCAAAGGCCAUGUUUUUCUGGAUCUUGCUGAGACUGUUGUGCUUUGCCGAUCUCUCUGCGGCAGCACUAUUUAGUGAGCAUAAAGAGGUCUGCUAUGGCAAGGACUUUUCCAUCACUGGAAUCAGGACCAAGAAGAUAACCUUCACUCCACGCUCCUCUUGGGGGCCCCCAAGGAUUGUUGUCGAGAAUGGAACGGCAGUCGACCCCAGAUACCGGUGGGAAGACGAAAGACUGGAGGUACCAGAGGUGACGGAGAAAGAUGAAGGGGUGUUUACUUUAUCAUUUAAGCAUGGAUUGCUUGAUUACAGGAGUGUCCGUCUCACGGUUGAAGACUGUGCUCGUGAGGUGAAUGUGUAUUAUGGAGAAUCUGAGAGACUUGAGCUCCCACCUUCUGCAGCGCUGUUGGAGUUCUUACCUCAGGGCUCCUCCUCACAGCCUGUCACUGUGUGGGAAAAACCAGAAGCCAAGAAAGUCAGGGGGCGUUACAGGAGUCAGUACUUUGAUCUGGGAAGUGUGACCGGUGCAGAUCUGGGGUAUUACACUGCCCGAGAUGCAGAUCGGAAGUUUAUCUCGAGAACCAAAGUGACUCUUGUAGCCAAAUAUGAAACAUACCACCUUUCCUCAGGUGACGUGUUCAGCCUCCCUCUCAGGAUUCCAACCUCCCAGGUGCAACUGUACUUCACACCCGUAAACGAUGACACAAAACUACUUUUGGUCAGGAAUGGAAUGGUUGAGCAAGACCAAGAAGAAUUCUGGGCACGGACGAAUGUGGACAGUGGGGAGAUUAUAAUUGAGAAUGUGAAACCCUCUGAUAGUGGGGACUAUGAGAUCCAAGACGAGAAGAGGAACGUCAUUUUAGUCACCACGCUGGAGGUUGAGGCUCCCGCUUACGCUAAUUAUUUACCUUUGUCUGCGCUUGUGGCCGUCGUGGUGCUCCUGGGCGUUUGCAUCAAGAGAAAAUGCUGCAGGCAAAAACCUGUGCAGACCUACACACAAGAGCAGCCCGCUGCGUAUGGGGAGGUUUCUGCUUACACUCACCCAGUCCCCCCAAGCGUACCGAGUCAGCCCCAGUGGAGUGCAAUGCAAACCAACGUGAACCCUAGUCCUGCAAGUGGGAGGUACACUCCUGUGAAGGGUAAUACACCCAAACCAUCCCCAGCGCCAGGCAGGCGACCAUGGGAAGAGGCUGCUGGCUCCCGUCCCACAGAGGUCGACGAUGGCAUCCCCAAACCACCCGCUUACGGGCAGAUUACAACGCCGCAGCGCCGUCCCUCUGUCGGCGCGCAGGAAUCCGAGGGUUUUUACCCUUCCUUCCCCGUCAACAAAGACUGCCUGCACUCGUCCGACGCGGGAAUCCAGUUCGAGUUUUGGAAGGGCCGUCAAAGCAACGAUUACUUCUCCAGUCUGCCCCUGAGCGAGGACGCUUCCCAGAAGUGCUCCGUCUACACGUCCGACAAGCUCAACUUCCUGUAGAGCCCAACAUCAGCUGGUCCGGUGAAAUUUUACCCCUCCCUCCCCUUUUUAUUUUUGGUGAAAAUAUUGAAGCUGAGUUCAUUUCAAAGUAUUAUAUGGUUUCCUUUAUAGAAAACCAACAUGAUUGCUGUCUCCAGGAUAAAGGUUGGAGGAGUUCUGUUACAGUGAGAUGACCAUGGAGGGGGUCUAGAAGAAGACAUGGUGUGUUCAGUUCAAUGCAAUUUUCUUUUCCUUUUUUAAAUAUUCAGAUAAUUAAAAUUUUUAUUUAAAUUUAAAUUUUAAUUUCAUAUUUGAACUUAGUUUAUGUGGGAGUGAGAAAAGGUUGCCUCCUGAUAAAUUAGUGCAUUAUGGCCCCAAAAAGGUCUCAGUAGCUAUUCAUUAAGGUGGGCAGGGCUCUCAGGUUGCUCAUAUGGUAAAAGAGGUUGCUUCAAGUGUAAGCUGAGCCACACAGACUGGGUUUGAAAUUGGCCGUUGUCAGCUUUUGACAAUGACCAGGAGUCCCCCGCGGCACAACACCUUGGACCUUGGAGGUAGGUGUGAAUAGGCUGGCCAGGAUUUCCUCGUUUCUCCUCUCUCUGUACCCUCGUUCUCACUUGGGUGCCUGAGAGUUACUCAGAUAGCAGCAGGACAGUGUGCGUAUCCUCCAAUUCCAUUUGCCUCCUGGUGUGCUAUAGGACUUGGAAGUGUGUAAAAGUGUGUGUGGUUGCAUGCUUCUCGCCCGACGCUCCUGUGUGGAUAUACAGCGGUUGUCGCCGCAGUGGUGACAAGCUCACUUUGCGUAAUUGGGUGAAAAAAAAAUUGGGUGAAAUAGGGGAAGACUGGACAAAAAGCUGGUUAAGGUGGGUAUAAGGGUGUGUUCUGAUGCCUGAUGUCCCAUUACCUGGGUCGUCAUGGCAACUGCGAGCCGGAAGCAAAAGGAAGGGGCCAGGCGAGUGACAGACAGUGGAGUGGGCGCCCAUUGGAGGAUAGGAGCCCUGCAGCCCUCCCCCGAGUAGCCUGCAGGCUCCUGAUGAAUCACGGGGUCCUCGAGAGUUUUGGGAAUGAGGAAUCCCAGUUUGUUCCUGUCACUGUGGGAUGCUGGCCAUUGUUGGCCGGUUUAGAACCGGUCAGGGCUCAGUUUGCACCCGGAGUCCUUGCCAAAUGAGCCACCCUGAAGCCGUUAUUCGUUGUUUUCUGUGGAGAACCUGUGACAAAGAAUCAGAUUUUAUUUGUUUUAACGUGGAUGUGAAUGGAUGUGACGAAAAAAGUCACUUGUAAGAUGUAUGCUGCUUAACAACUGCAUGGGGAAAAUCCAUUUUGCAGAUAAAUUUUAGCCACUAACAGCCAGCAAUGAGCUCAGGCAGAAUCACAGUAAAACUAUUGUCAUGUUACCUUAUUUGCAUACAGUCCAAACUGGGGGAGUACCCUACACCUGAAGGAGUGCUUUUCUCACCCUCCGAAAAACAUCACUUCCCACCAAUACGGUGAUGUUAGUUUUCUCAGGAAUUUCAUUGUGGCUGCCUUCAGAAAUCCAACAGUUUAAUGCUAUUUAUAUAACAUUUCCAUGUGUAUGUAACAGAAUCUAUAUUCUAGAGUACUAAAAUAGUAUUUAAAUAGCUGUCAGAACUAACAUAUCGGAGUUGUUGACUUUUUGUGAUAGAGUGACUCUUGAAACCACCUGCUUCAAGCAAUCAUGAUUCCGAUUGGUCGCGACCCGGUUUAGCCGGCAUGAAUUGCUGGUCUGCAAGAUAGAGCAGGAAGGAGUGCUCUGACAGCAGGAUGACCCGAAAGGAGCAGGAGAGAGGAUGCUGUGGGGUUCUUUUUUUUUUUUUUUUGCAUGGAGGCCACUUUUUAAUAUCUCUAAUGAAUAUAAGGAUGAUUUUCUUGUUGCCUUGGCAGCGCUGCUUAACCUGACACUGCUGAGGCUCCAGUUACAGAGCGAAUGCAGUAUAUGGUGCUGUGUUGCAGCUGUCUCUCACCCCGUCAGGACAGUCCAGGGGCACUCUCACAUCUUGUUUGUGCGACCGUUUGAUUCGAACAGAAGCGCGGUUUGGGUUCUUUCGGAACCGGGACCAACCUUGAGGGGUGGCCCCACACCGAUAAGAAACUGAACCAGGAGUGUUUGUAAUUUUAAUCCAUUGAAGAUUUAAUCUGCAUUAAGACUGGAAGUGGGGGGAGGUCAGAGCACUUUCCUGCCAACUCAGUCUACCUCAGAAACACGCAGUGUGGCAGCGCAUCCGUCUGUGUGUGCUGACACAUGUCCUAAAAAGCUGGAGAGCGGCCAGACUGCACAUCAAGUGCAGUUUGUCUUCAUUAUGCAAUCAUAUCAUAACCGCCUUGCAACCAGCCAGCAAGGAGCCCAAACCACAUUCAAGGGAGUCAGUGUUACUGCUUCCCAUGAACCCUCAGGAUUACUACAGGUUACGCCUUCUGUGCCACGCACUGCAGAAUGUAAAUAUUCACCGUGUGCCGUGUGUCGUUCAUCACGAAACACUUGAUUAGGGUAGGAGCCGUGUGUCUGUAAAUUGUGAAUUUUUUACUAUUAUUGUGGAACCUGUCAUUUAAUAUAGCAUUAGACUGCACGCGUUAACAUCCAAAUUAAAAAGCAUUUUACGUGUUUGUGAAGUGUUAUCGUCUGUAUUCCACAACAAAGAACAAGUGUAUGGUGAUAUGUCAUAACAUCCACAUAUAUGAUGUGUAUAUUGCCCAUGACAGGGAAUUUCCCGCAUGGUAGUACUG
Megalops cyprinoides (Indo-Pacific tarpon) is the source of this 4281-nucleotide messenger RNA. RefSeq lists its product as uncharacterized. The transcript has 10 exons. The coding region runs from base 100 to 1563 and encodes 487 amino acids. The record is from RefSeq and is a predicted model, not a curated record. Lineage: Eukaryota; Metazoa; Chordata; Actinopteri; Elopiformes; Megalopidae.